AUGGGCGCCGAAUGCUCGACUGUUACCGUCCAGCCGGGCGACCUGUGCGGCGCGCUGGCGUCGAGGUGCGGCAUCUCGACGGCGGACCUGUACAAGUACAACCCGGGCUCGACCUUCUGCAACACGCUCCAGCCCGGGCAGCUCGUGUGCUGCUCCGAGGGCUCGCUCCCGGACCUCAAGCCUAAGCCGAACCCGGACGGCACCUGCGCCACCUAUGAGGUGAAGCCGGGGGAGUACUGCUCCCUCAUCGCGGCCAAGUUCCAGCUCUCGGUCGACGACAUCGAGACGUUCAACAGCAACAGCUGGGGCUGGAAUGGCUGUGCUAACGUGCCCAAGUACGCCGUCAUCUGCGUCAGCUCCGGCGACCCGCCCAUGCCGGCGGUUAUUGAUGAUGCUGUAUGCGGCCCGCAGGUCUCGGGCACGCCUCGGCCGAGUGACUGGUCUCAGAUCGCGUCGCUGAACCCAUGCCCCCUGAAUGCCUGCUGCAACACCUGGGGCCGAUGCGGCAUUACCCCUGAGUUCUGCACGCCGCCCAAGACCAAAGGGCAGGCCGGGCGGUGCCUGAACAUGCGAGGCCGACCAGAUCCCAUCCGGCUGACUCGCACGUGCACUUUUCCUUCGCAGGGCAUCACCCCCAACUUCACCGUCGACCUGUCCGGCGCCACCGACCAAUUCCAACUCUUCGUCCAACAAACCGGCUUCAAGAAGAUCCUCGCCUUCGGCGGCUGGUCGGACACCAACCACAACACCUCCCCCCCCAUCUUCCACGAAAGCGUCACCAACACCAACCGGCUCGCCUUCGCGCGCAGCAUCGUCGCCCUCGUCGAGCAGCACAACCUCGACGGCGUCGACUUCGACUGGGAAUACCCGGGCGCCAUCGACCUGGGCGGCUCCCCCGGCGACGGCGCGCGCUACCUGACCUUCCUGCGCAUCAUACGGCAGCUCCUCCCCCCCACCAAGACCAUCUCCCUCGCGGCCCCGGCCUCCUUCUUCUACCUGCAGGGCUACCCGCUCGCCGCCAUGGCCGACGUCGUCGACUACAUCGUGUACAUGGCGUACGACCUGCACGGGGCCUGGGACUACGGCAGCCGCGACAGCCAGAGCGGGUGUCCGGGGGGCGACUGUCUGCGCAGCCAUGUUAAUGGGACCGAGACGGAGUGGGCGCUGGCGCUGGCGACGAAGGCUGGCGUGCCGAGCGCCAAGCUGGUGGUGGGGCUGGCGAGCUACGGGCGGAGCUUUAAGAUGGCGGACCGUGAGUGUCGCGCUGAUCCGAUGUGUCGGUAUGUGGAGGGGGACCCGAUGGUGGGGGUUUGUACGCGCGCGCCGGGGAUGGUGGCGCAGGCGGAGCUGGAGGAUCUGAAGAGGGUGGGGUUUCCCGGGGCGGUGUUUUGGUAUGAUGAGGCGAGUGACUCGGAUAUAGCGCAGUUCAUGACGGAUACGUGGGCGGCGUAUAUGAGUGAGGAGACGAAGGAGCGGCGGAGGACGAGGUAUAAGGGGUUGAACUUUGGCGGGUCGGCGGACUGGGCGAUUGAUCUGGCUGCGUUUGUGCCGGGUGAUUCUGGGAUUCGUAGCAAGACUGCUAAGAGGGGGGCGGAUUCGUUUGUGGCGCGUCGGGCGGGGGGAGUGUAG
This is a messenger RNA of Chaetomium globosum CBS 148.51, 1629 nucleotides long. RefSeq lists its product as uncharacterized. The record is from RefSeq and is a predicted model, not a curated record. Bases 1 to 1629 code for a protein of 542 amino acids. Gene Ontology annotation, biological process: carbohydrate metabolic process. The transcript has 3 exons. Gene Ontology annotation, molecular function: chitin binding; hydrolase activity, hydrolyzing O-glycosyl compounds. NCBI's taxonomy places the organism in Eukaryota, Fungi, Ascomycota, Sordariomycetes, Sordariales, Chaetomiaceae.